This is a messenger RNA of Pseudo-nitzschia multistriata, 669 nucleotides long. The record is from the annotation of a GenBank genome assembly. Lineage: Eukaryota; Bacillariophyta; Bacillariophyceae; Bacillariales; Bacillariaceae.
AUGCAGCAUUUUUCUUGAUUUGUAAUAGCAACGUGAUGGCAAAAAAGAGUUCAAAACAGAAACAAGACGACAAGCCGAAGAAGCAAAAAAGGGAAGUUAAAGUGGUGAAAUGCCCGUCGGCGUUUCCAAUUUCAACGAAACCCAAAAAACGUCCUCGCGAUGAAUACAAAAAUAGGGAUGAAGCCCGUGGAAAUUCGAAGAAGGAAAAAUUGAUCGAUUUGCAUGAUGCGGCAAAAGAAAUUAGAGCUUACGGUGCCACAGCAUUUGUUGGGAAGCAGAAGAGAGAUUACGAGGACGAGAAAUACUACAAGUUGACUGGGAGACACAAGAARAAAAAUUCUUGUCCCCUUCCUCUCGUUCGUGGUCUCAAGAGGGCGGCAGCAAGACGAGAUGCAAAAGCACGAGAAGAAGCAAGACAAGCUGGUCUGAUCAUCCCAAAGAAAAAAGACGAUUCCUCGAGAAAAUCGAUGACCGACACCGAAUUCCAGAAGUUUGGCCCUGCUCCAAAUAUUGGAUUCAUGAARAGUGGAGUAUAUCGAGUAUCGAAUGGUGGGGACUUUAAGAGCAAGAGAAAUGGAAAGGGAAGGAGGCGUUAGUGGUCAGUGACAUUUGCGCAUCUUAAACUUUCUGUAGAACUAGCCAUAAGAGUAAUAGAACAGAAGCAAAUCU